Molecule: messenger RNA, 1055 nt
Organism: Lineus longissimus
Lineage: Eukaryota; Metazoa; Nemertea; Pilidiophora; Heteronemertea; Lineidae
Product: ribonuclease P protein subunit p21-like
Exons: 5
Coding region: 44-763 (239 amino acids)
Biological process (GO): tRNA 5'-leader removal
Cellular component (GO): nucleolar ribonuclease P complex
Source: RefSeq, a predicted model, not a curated record
AAAGGUUGGCUGCAGACCAAAUAUUCACAGCCAGGCCAGGAAGAUGGAGAUGUCCGAGGAAAAAAGUUUAAAAACACAGAGAAAAGUGGCUUAUAGGGAGUCAUCACUGCACAUGAAUUAUCUCUACCAGCUUGCAACAUGUACCCUGGCUCAGAACCCAGAAAACACCAAUUUGGUCAGGUUUUAUUUACAAACCAUGCAGUCCAUUGCCAAGAAACUUGUUUUAAGGAUAGACCCGAGCAUCAAACGUACUCUAUGCAAGAAAUGUUACAUGCUGUUAGUCCCUGGAAUCACUGCAACAGUUCGCAUCAAGAGUAAAAAGAGCAGACAAAGGCACACAGUCGUCCAAUGCUUGGAAUGUAAGGCACUAAAGAGGUUCAACUCUAAUUCUGAUUAUAAGUUGUGGACAGAACAAAAUGAGGCUUGGGUUGUGAAGAAAAAUCCAGAAAAAGUGGAGACACCAUCUUCAACGACAAGCAAGAAAGAUAAAACUUUAAGCAAAGGCAUGGAGGCUGAGAAAUCCAUGCCUUUGAGCACAGACGAAGGACCCUCCUCUUCUGGGAACAUGGCAUCAACUGUUGGCAAAAACAUUGCAGCUGAGAGGACCCCUGUGGAGCAAGUUGAAACACCAUGCACAUCCACACCUCACAGGAAAGACGAAAAUAAUGAAGUGUCUUCUUCAUCUACAAAUGACAAUGAAAUUGCAUCAACACCUCGGGGAAACGAAGAGUCUUCUCGAUCCUCCAGCAUGGACACUGGAUGAGGACUUAGUGUGAAUUAAGUUUGAUACUUCGUGUAACUCAAUCAGACCUACCUGGCUCCUGCCUGUGGACAUUUCGUUUCUGGACCCAAAAGGGACAAUGAGUUACGUUCCCUAAACAACAUGACAGCGCAUCACCGUUUCUGCAAAAGUUUUGAUAGAGUUACGUGACUGGGGAUGAAGCGAUCAAGAAAGUCAAAUCUGCAGUCUCUGUUACACCUAAACUGAUAGUAGAUAGAAAACAUUAAAAUUUGUUACAGUUUGAUAAAGAAUUCAGUUCAUUAUUCACGAUUUA